This is a messenger RNA of Carcharodon carcharias (great white shark), 2898 nucleotides long. It is a transcript of the gene spata1, whose product is annotated as spermatogenesis associated 1. The record is from RefSeq and is a predicted model, not a curated record. NCBI's taxonomy places the organism in Eukaryota, Metazoa, Chordata, Chondrichthyes, Lamniformes, Lamnidae. The transcript is spliced from 12 exons. The coding region runs from base 217 to 1944 and encodes 575 amino acids.
UUGUUUGUCAAUCAUACCAACGUUACACUCUAACUGGGCAAGACUCCUGUCCAAAACUAACGAGUGUCAGCUCUUGGGUGAGACCUGGUGGUUUGAGCUAUAAAGAUUCGAGUGCAAUUCACCUACGGAAUAGGGGGAGAGCCAGUGAGACCGAAGCAUCUGCUAUUUCUGACUGUUCUGUCGGAGUAACCCCCUACUUCAGGGAUAUUUGGAAUAAUGAGGUCGGCUGGGCGCCACAGAAUUCCGAGUGCUGGGGUCUUAGAGCUUCACGUCCUCUGUGUCCCAGCUGAAUUGUGGAACAGUAAAUUAAACACGGUUUCUAACCACACCAUUAGCAAGUUCAUCUCAGCCGGGUUUGUCAGGGUUUUACCUGACCUGAGUCUGAAAGCGCUGAGGCAACAGAUUGGAGAUCUGCUCGGAGCCCAUCCUGUAGAUGCCACAUUUGCUUUUUUAAAAUGUGUCGGAAGGAGUUUAGCCGUGGUCAGUGCAAAGCAAGAACGGGAACUCAAAGUGAAAUCGUUUGCCCCUCCCUAUGCUCCCCAGCCAGAGCUCUACUUGUUACCCGGCAUUGGCAGGAGACAGCCCCAUGACAUGUCUUUGCUCGAUGGACAACAGGAAGAUUCAGAAAUGUACACGCAGCAUCCAGGACCAAGAGACAGGAGCCUGAAAGAGAAUGAGUCUUCAGGAGAAUUGAAACCUCCCGGUUGCUCCUACCAAGCGCAUGUGACAAAGAGUCCGGAAAUACACAACGCCUACAUGUCACAUGACCACCCACAGAAUACAAGCCGCGAGGGAAAGGCGAUGCCGGGGGAUGAUAACACUGACGAUUUUCCACACCAAGUUCACCGCACCAGGAGCCCCUACGUUAGCGGCGACUGCUCUCCGCUUCACCGGGGAACCCCUAGCACAAAUCCAGGAGGGAUCGCUGAGUGGAGGGAGUUUAAAGCCAGUCCCUCGCAGGAGGGCCGGAGCACACGGAGUCUGGAUUUAAGGAACAGCUGGGAUCAGGAGGCACAAGGGAAGCCCCUUCAAAACGCAAGGCAGCCUGAUCCGAAAACACUCGGGAGUCGACAGCAAGAGCAUCAAGUGCAGCAGAGAAAGAAAGAAACUGUCACCAUGGGAGCUGCGCAGAUGGACAUUAGUUUAACUUCAAAGGAAAGCAGGAUUCAGAGUAAUAGCACAAGGGAUUCAGGGGUACCAGAAUCACUGGAUGAGAGGGAUUUGGAAUAUUACGAAAAUCAAAGAAAGAAGAGGCAGCAAGGAAACCAGGGUUUUGAAUCUAACAAUGCCGGCCAAGGGACCUAUCAGAUGCAGAACGAUGGCUAUUCACCAGUUACAAAGCACUAUUCCCUGCCUCCCCCACCACCUCUACUAACUCUCAAUCUAACGCCCCAACUUGAAUCAAUUCCAACAGACAAGGAGCAGCUUAUUGCACAAUUAAAUGCGACAAAACAAGAGAGAAAAUGCCUUGAAAAGACCAGGGAAGAACUUGUGAAAAAAGCAAAAGGGUUGUUAGCACAGAACCGAUUAAGACAAAACCAAGUUCGUGACGGUUGGAAAAAGAGAUACUUUGAAUCGAAGAAGGUGACCACUCCAUUGGAAGAAACAGCGAGCAAGUUACGGCAAGAGCUGGAGACGUAUUACCUGAAACUGCUACAGCAGCUAGAGGCAAGACACACAAGGAAGCAGUCCAGAAAAUCAACAAGCAAUUCUAAAAAUGAGUUAAUUAUUCAGAUUACAGCGCUGAAACAUGAGAUUGAUCAGCUGUACAGAAAUAUGGAAAACGCCAGAACCAAGCUAAUUACAGAGAUAAAGCUGAGAAAACAAACAUCAACAGACCUUCGAGUGCUCCGCGCUGAACUGUCACAGAAGAAAACCCAGUCAUCCCUAAAUCGCCUGCAUGGUGGUCCCGUACCUCACAGUUUGAACAUUUUAGCAUCUUAGCCCACGUCAGGUUGUCCAGCCAUUGAUCUCGUCGCUGCCUGUGUGGGAACUCCCUUGAAGUGGUUUCCAUGUUUGCUGACGACCAGAGUGAAUACGCUUCAAAACGCACCUCACUGCCUGUGAAGCACUUUGGGGUAUCUUACUGACAUUUUAUGAGCAGUGAGGGCUGUAUGGGGGUGCAAUAGACUGGCUGACCCUAAAAGACAAAAUAUCUUGCUUUUCAUUUGUUUCCAAGCAUCCAUAAGCUGAGCAGGUCUUGUGGCUCAGUAAAGUAGCCUCUGAGCCCAGGGGAGCUGGGUUCUAGCCUCACUGUAGAUCUUGUGAUACCAUUCAAACAAGUUGAUGAAUUAGCCUGAUAAUCCCUCCAAUAUUUCCCAAAGGAGAGAAGCCUGAGUGACGAUAUGAUGCAAGCCAGUCAGCUCUAACGUGUAAACAAAUUUCUUUUCUUGACUGACAUAAAUGUAGAGCAGCGAUUAUAAUUUUAUCAGUUGACAGUCAAAACACAUUGCAACGGCACAAAAUGGUCAACUUUUGUCAUGUGACACCUUGGAGGGGAAAGGGGUCAAUUUGCUCCUAUCUCACUCGCUUUCCUAUUUGAUCCAGGCACCAGUCAUUACCUUACACCACAGCAAGGUAAGGGAAAAAAAAAACCUGGAAAAGUAGAUAGAACCAAAUCCCUGCUGUGCCCUUUAUUGUUCCCAGUCCAAUGGAGCAUUGGGAAAGUUAUACAGGUGUGACCUGCUGCACCUUCAAAUAACACAGACAUGGCCUUGUGCAUAGCGGCAUCAAUAAAUAUAACAGACGUGGUCGGUGGGGGAAUGUUUAACCUUUGUUCAAGUGGUUUCUUCUGAGUUAAGUCAAAGGCUAUGCAAAGAUGAUCCUUCCGGCACUUACCAGUAAGAAUUUUGAGGAAAUGGACCGCGAUAUCCUCAUUAGCCUAGAUCCCUGUUUGUC